This is a messenger RNA of Columba livia (rock pigeon), 5010 nucleotides long. It is a transcript of the gene NKD1, whose product is annotated as NKD inhibitor of WNT signaling pathway 1. The record is from RefSeq and is a predicted model, not a curated record. Gene Ontology annotation, biological process: negative regulation of Wnt signaling pathway. Gene Ontology annotation, molecular function: calcium ion binding. The transcript is spliced from 14 exons. Gene Ontology annotation, cellular component: cytoplasm. The coding region runs from base 693 to 2096 and encodes 467 amino acids. NCBI's taxonomy places the organism in Eukaryota, Metazoa, Chordata, Aves, Columbiformes, Columbidae.
GAGGCGGGCUGUUCGCUUGGCGGCGGGAGGCGCGACCCAGCGCCGGGAGCUGCGACCGCUCCGCGCCGGUAGCUUGGUGACAAGAUCCCUGUGUCAGCUGAAGCGAUGUGACUUUUGCUAAUGCAAUAGAAUGGUAGAAUGCUUAUCCUGACUGCAAGUCGAAGUGCAUGAAGUGCACGUGUGUUUUGCUAAUGUGAACAGAGAUGUUUUCGGUGUCAACUGAAUGGAUUCCAGAACUACAUCACAGAAUCUGCUCUGCAGUAAGAUGGUUUUAGACUGGCCCAUCUGGAUUUCAGUCAAUCCAGAUAAAAUAGAAAAAUAUGCUGUCGCAGUAGAAGGAUGGCCCAAGAAACUGAGGAAACAGCAACUCCUGGAGCAUGGAAAGUCCAUCACUCUAUGGUGCGUCAAUGCUUCAGGCAGCUCCUGUGAGCCUCAAAAGACGUGGAACCUCAGUGCACUGUAAAGCACCCGUGGAGCACGGAGACACCCAGCAACCUGGGUCACGGGGAGCAGCAGCACCAACCACCCGUUAUGUUUCUGCCGUCACUGAACUGCAAGAAGAAAAGGGAGAAGCGGAGCACAUGGAUUUCUAAACGCGCUGGGAUUUUAUACAUCUACAAAAAUAACGACGAGCGAACCUGACCCUCCUGAAAACACUCAAAUGAAUCGUAAUUGCAGAUCAAUGCAGAGAGAUGGGGAAACUUCACUCGAAACAUGCUGCCGUUUGUAAGCCCAGAGAAAGUCCAGAAGGUGAUAGUUUCGCGGUGAACGCCUCCCUGGCUCGCAGAGGGCUGGAGGACUGGAUGGUGAAGCAGAAAUACUCCGGGGGCGGCAGCAGCUCGGGACUCCAGCACGGCUGCCAGCACCGGGCGGUGUGCAGGCUCUCCAGCGCCAGGGAUUUAUCUGGGGAAGGCUACAGAGACACUAUUGGUGAUGAACACUUUCAUCUAGAAGUGGCUUUGCCUCCAGAGAAGACAGACGGAGUUUGCAGUGGAGAUGAAAAGAAAGCAGAAAAAGAAAGUGACACACGCACAGGUUCCAAGAAGCAGCUGAAAUUUGAAGAAUUGCAAUGUGAUGUGUCUGUAGAGGAAGAUAACAGGCAAGAAUGGACCUUCACUCUGUAUGACUUUGAUAACAACGGAAGAGUCACCCGCGAGGAUAUUACCAGCUUGCUUCACACCAUCUAUGAGGUAGUUGAUGCCUCAGUAAACCAUUCUCCUAGUUCCAGCAAAACGCUGCGGGUGAAGCUUACUGUGGCACCAGACGGCAGCCAGAAGAAGAGGAGUAUCUUGUUAAAUCACACGGAUGUGCAGAGCGCCAGGCACAGAGCGGAGAGCAAAGCGAACGAAGAAGGGAGGAGCGCUGAGAAGAAGCAGCGGGCUGCUCUCAGAUACCACCAGAGUGAGAACAACCCAGAGCAAAGUGGGUGCUACCGCCAUUGCGUCGAUGAGAACAUUGAAAGGAGAAACCACUAUUUGGAUCUUGCAGGAAUAGAAAACUACACAUCGAAGUUUGGGCCAGGAUCUCCUCCAGCAGCUCAAAAACAUGACCCACCAAGCCGCGUUGUGAAUCAGACCAGAUCCCGUUCUCAUGAACCCGAAACCUUCCACGCUCACCAUAGGAAAUCUCAAGUGGUGGAUCCGAGCCACGUCCAUCUAGCUGAGAGUUCGUACGCCAAGAUUGCCGAAAUCCAACAGCGGCUCCGGAACCAGGACUCCAACAAGCACUUUGUGAGGUCUCCCAAGGCCCAGGGCAAGAACGUUGCCGCUGUGCAUCCUGGAAGGGCGGUCAGAAAUAAACCUUUUCCGGGGGCGCCCGUGGCCAUGGCUUCCCCGAGCGCACGGGUGGGCCAGAAUCUUCCUUACCUCCCCUUGCAGUCCCAACAGCUUCACAAGAAGCAUAAGCAGAGGGCGAAGGAGAAUCACCAAAUGUGCAAAAACUUCCAGUCUCCGGGGACAGUUGUGGAGAAGGAACAUGUGAGAGACCUGCCCACGGUCAUUUUAUAUGAAGGCCAAGUUGGACAAAUGAUACAGAGACACGAACACCACCACCACCACGAGCACCACCACCACUACCAUCACUUCUACCAGACAUAGAAGAGAUCCCACCGACAUCCUCCAGGAAUCAUCCCACAUGAAGGAAACGCGUUCUUGUGAUACCAGGACUAAGGCAUUACUAUGAUUAAUAUUAUUGUUACUCCAUUAAUAUUCAGCUAGCAUAUAUUUUAGAGGUCACAUGGAACUCUUGAAACUUACCCUAUUUAUAUGUUGUGGAACUACAUAGCUUACUUAAACACCUUGUGGAUUCUUUUUUUUUUUAAGUGGCUUGUGAAACAGCAAACAGCCAUAGCUCUUUGAGCUGUGAUUUAAUACAGGUCGUCAACGCACUUCUUCACAAGUACUACUCGGCGGUAGUAGGAAAGAUGCUUCAAACACUCUUGCAGACGUCUAGCGAACCUGUCUGCUGUGUGUUGGCUGAUCGCGCACAAGCCUUUUAUCUGGGGAGCAAUGUUCGAAGGGUUGGACUCCAGAGAUACUCAGAAUAACAGAAAAAUACAAACAGCUGCUACCUCUAGUAUUAUUCAGAUUUUAUUUUCUUUUUAUUGAUUGUAAUGUGCGAUGGGGGGGCGGGGAUUUAAUAUACUGCAUUCGUGUAGCCUGUUUGUGUUCACAUCCUUUCAAAUUACCUUAAUAAUUACAAGGAAACAUUAGCUAUACCUGUCAACAGAGCUACAUUUGUAUGACUUACACUUUAUUUUCUUCUUCACUGACACAAGUACAGUCUGUUAUAUACUGGGUAAUAUUUAAAUAUACUUCUUCUAUUUUUUUUUCCCUUGCUUACUCUCCGUUCUGUUUGGGGUAACCAUUUGAAAAGAGGAGGAUGUGAAAUGGGGUUUUCAAAAGCAUCACUAGACUUUAGUGCUUGGGCCACAUCGUCAGUGGGGGUUUGGGAAGGAGAGGGGUCGCUUGGGUGUUUUGUUUUGUUUAAAUCCACAGUUCUUUGUUUUGAGAAAGAAUUGAGGAAAAUAUACUUUCUCACUUUAAAUGUUGGCAAAUAUAUAUAAAAUAUAAAUAUAAAUAUAUAUAUAUAUAAAUAUGCACACUCAGGUACAUUUUGUUGUGUUUUAGAAAUCUGUGGUUUGAAUAUUAACAUAAUUUUUUGUUUUUCUCCGCAAGAGUGACUUUUUAGAAACAUGUGCCAUGGCAUUUUCUUAGGUGCCUCCAAUUUAAAUUUUCCCAGCACCUACCAAUUUGUGCUUCUCCCAUUUUGGAGACAAUUCAACAUGUAAAAAAACCAUCAUUCGCAAUCAUUCUGGCCUCUUCUACUUUUUGUGUGUCGAAAGGCUUCCAUUCCAUGAAGGAGAAUGAGACCAUACUCACAAGACCUUACUGGCUGCUGAGAAAUUUGAAGGUCAAAAGCAAAUCGGAAAAGUGAACGAAAGGGUCGGUACGUUCACGUUUUACUUUCUGUGGGGCCCAGAUUUAUAAUAUACGUUCAGUUGGGUUUUGUACAGAUCACCAUUUUGCAGGUAGAAAGAGACUGAGAAACACCUACGUUGCUGUUGGAACUUUACAGUAGAAAACUCCUCGCAUAAAAACAUCAUUGUUCUAUAAACAUAUUUGCUUUGGGUUUUAAUUAUUUUAAAUGUUGUGGUAUUUUGUCUAUAAUACAUAUUGUGAAAUGUAUCUAUCCCACAUUGUUAUAAACCCUUUACGAUUCGGGUGGGUUUUUCCUGACUAGAGUUUUGACCGGUCCCAAGUGGGGUGUUGCUUUAUUGCUGACCAGUUUUUGAGGGAUCUUGUCCUUUCUAAGAACGUGGAGACGUCACCUUUUAAAGAAAAGCGGAAAGCUUUGCCUUCUUGUGGAAUUGGAAUAGAAUCGCUGCUUCAUGGCAACCAGGUCCAUCUCUUGUCUCCCUGGAUCAGCAGUUGUUUAGACUUAUUGUCCUCUUUCAAAAAUCUGGUUUAUUUUAUUGCUUUUUUUCUAGCUGUCAACAGCGUGUUCUGUUAAAUCUGACAAGAUGUUUUUAAAAUGUGUUUGAUCUGUGUGACGACUAUACUGUUCUGUUUAUUUUUUAAAUUCCUAAAGUCCAAAAAUAUUUAUAUGCGGAAUUUUCUGUAUUGAAAAUAUGAAAAGGCCACGAAUCUGGUUAGUUACCACUGAGUUGUUCUAGUCUAAGCCUUUUUUGCUGCUUGUGUAUCAUUCUUUUUCAAUGUAUAUAUAAUUAUGGACUGCAAAAAAAAUAAGGCAUUUAUAUGUCUAGUAGAAGGAAUAAGCUUAUUUAUAUUAUAGUGUUAACAAAGUCUGAUGUAUUCAAGUGACUUACGUUAUAGCGCAUGCAAACACACGCGUGUACAUUCCGUCUGAGCAGGGAUGCCAUGCUAUUGGGUUGGAAGAUUUAAUGGCAGCUGUUCUCUUUCCAGUAGAGCACGUGCCACAGAGACGGGCAGGUGAGAAUCGCUCCGUAGCCGAUUCCUUUAAUGCAGAUUGUUGCUGAAAAGCAGAGGCCGUGCUGGAAAUCUCGUGUGAUUUCAGAACUAAGACAGGGCAGCAAAGGGGCUCUCUCAGCCCAAGACGUUUUGCCGGAAAAGAUAACAGCACCAGUAACAAAAUCACAAUGGGCCAGUGGGUGCGACCUCGCACCCGUUUCUUUUGGUUUAUUGUGUCUGGAGAUCCAAAAGACAAAUUCUACCUUGCUCGGAUUCUGUGAAAUGCAAAUACCUUGUAAUAACGUGGCAUCCCCGUACUACAACCUUACACCAGCCAUGUAUGGCCAUGCAGCAUCUAAAUACUGUGUUGCAGUUGUGUUACGUGUAUUAAGUGUGAAUAACAUGUAGCACAGUUUCUUUUCACAGAACCCUAAAUUUCCGUAUCUUUUAAAAAUGUUUGCUUUUCAGUAUUUUGUAUAGUAAAUAUAGAUGGUUUUGACUAAAUGCUUUAUUUAUUUAACAGCAAAAACUGUGCCAAGAGAACCCCCUGUUAAUUAAAGUUUUAUUAGUUCAGAAAGUA